Molecule: messenger RNA, 621 nt
Organism: Ophidiomyces ophidiicola
Lineage: Eukaryota; Fungi; Ascomycota; Eurotiomycetes; Onygenales; Onygenaceae
Gene: CPR2
Product: Peptidyl-prolyl cis-trans isomerase B
Exons: 7
Coding region: 1-621 (206 amino acids)
Biological process (GO): protein peptidyl-prolyl isomerization; protein folding
Cellular component (GO): fungal-type vacuole; endoplasmic reticulum
Molecular function (GO): peptidyl-prolyl cis-trans isomerase activity
Source: RefSeq, a predicted model, not a curated record
AUGUCUAUCAUAAGACGCAUUGUGUUAUUGACCUCCUUCGUCAUAUUUGCCCUCUUCUUCCUCCUCUCGAGGGUCGAUGCCAAAGGGCCAAAAAUCACGCACAAAGUGUAUUUUGAUAUCGAACAUGGCGAUAAGCCAAUGGGCCGAGUAGUCAUCGGAUUAUAUGGAAAAACCGUUCCAAAGACCGCGGAAAAUUUCCGGGCUUUGGCAACCGGCGAGAAGGGCUUCGGCUACGAGGGCUCUACUUUCCACCGUGUCAUCAAGGACUUUAUGAUUCAAGGUGGUGAUUUCACCAAGCAUGAUGGCACUGGUGGAAAGUCAAUCUAUGGCGACAAGUUUGCCGACGAGAACUUCAAGUUGCGACACACCAAGAAGGGCCUCCUGAGCAUGGCGAAUGCUGGUCCAGAUACCAAUGGCUCCCAGUUUUUCAUCACCACUGUCGUCACAAGCUGGCUCGAUGGUCGCCAUGUAGUUUUUGGAGAGGUCCUUGAAGGCUACGACAUUGUGGAUAUGAUUCAAGACGUCGAGAAGGGAUAUGGCGACAAGCCCGAGAAAGUCGUCAAGAUUGCUAAGAGCGGGGAACUAGAAAUGGAAGUGGAAGGUAGUGACAAAGAGCUCUGA